Molecule: messenger RNA, 17494 nt
Organism: Schistosoma turkestanicum
Lineage: Eukaryota; Metazoa; Platyhelminthes; Trematoda; Strigeidida; Schistosomatidae
Source: the annotation of a GenBank genome assembly
AUGUUAAACAUUACUAGUAGACAUAAACGCAAAUUAAAAUCAGUUGCCAUAUGCGAACAAAAACCUGCGGCUAGGAGUUCCAAAGUUAUAUAUGAUACAACUCAUGAAUGCAAGAAAAAUUCGCUUGUAUUAUUUCCGCGUCUUGUUGAAGCUGAAACUACUGUCAAACUGUCCCUGGAGAGAUGUGAACCUAUUCUUGUUGUGGGUCCUGUUGGCUGUGGAAAGUCAUCAUUUGCUAAUAAACUUGCCAAAGAAUAUUGUGAUGUAGUGCGUACUAUUCAGAUAAGUGAGCAUACAGAUGCAAAGACUCUUUUAGGAGCUUACUGUUGUACUGAAACACCAGGACAGUUUAUAUGGCGUCCAGGUCCCUUAGUUUCAGCAAUAGAACAAGGUCAUGGAUUAGUCCUGGAAGAUAUUGAUCAUGGCUCUCCUGAAUUACAACUGUUAAUUACAUCUAUAUUACGAAAGUUAAAAGAUUAUUCAAUCAAUUCAAAUAAUGAUAUACUGUUGGAUCCUGUUACUGGUAAUCCAGUCUCAGAUCAUCCUAAUUUCCGCUUGUUUAUGACCAGACGUCUUAUUCCAUGUUAUGGUGGAGAUUUUCGCCAAGAAGCUGGAAAUGCAUUGGCUGAAUUUCUGGAUCGUUAUUGUUUUGUAGUAUCACUGCCGAAUUUUUCUAAAGAUGAAAUAAACCUACUUAUUAGUCACCAAUAUCCAACACUUAUUCCUUUUAUUGAUCGUAUCAUGAAUAUUUAUACAUUUAUUGUUGAAUCCUCAUAUCAAAAUGAUAGUACUACUACUACUACUAUUACUGUACAGAGUACUUUAAAUUCAACCAGACUACGAGUAGUAUCAGUUAGAGAUUUGUUAAAAUUUUGUUCACGUAUAUCAUCACUAACUGAAAAAGAAAAUUUCUCUGAAUUAUUAUUGUUAAAUGCUGUGGAUUGUUUCUUAUGUUCCAUGUGUAAUUGUAUAAGACAACUUGAAUUAGCUUGUCGAUUAGCUGGUGAAUUAAAUUUAUCCGUGGAAAAUGCAAGAAAUAUUUUAUGUUGUCGAUCAGUUGAAAUUAGCUUACAUCCUCAACAAAGUAUUUUAAAAGCUGGUCGUACUAUUCUACCAUGUCGAAGAACUCCAGAAUGGGAAAUUAAAGUGUCUGGCGGGAAUUCUAUGCUUCAAAGUUCCAAUGAUUUCAUUUGGCCAUUUGCUUCCACACGUUUAUCAUCUUCUCUAUUGGAACGAUUAGCUGUUGCUGUACAACACAAAGAACCUGUACUACUUGUCGGUGAAACAGGAACUGGUAAAACAUCUACAAUUCAACGACUUGCCUAUCUCACCGGUCAUCGUUUAAGAGUGAUCAAUUUGAAUCAACAAUCGGAUAGUGUUGAUCUCAUGGGAGGAUUUAAACCUGUAGAUUUUCAAAUUUUCGUUCGACCAUUACGUGAAAAAUUCGAAUCACUUUUUACGUGUACAUUUAAAUUAGAUAAUAAUUUAACUUUUCUUGGACAUGUCAAUACUUGUUUUCAAUCUGAACGUUGGCUUGAUUUAAUCACUUUAAUGCGUCAUCCAGCUCGUGUAGCAGUUCAACGUGAUUCAUCACCGGUAGACACCUCUGAAUGGAUUAAAUUUCUGCGGGAUUUAACAAUUUUAGAAAAACGUUUAGAAAAUAUAACAAAAUCAAAUAAACCUAGCUUAGGAUUUGCUUUUAUUGAAGGUGCACUUGUUCGUGCAGUACAAGAUGGUGAUUGGAUUUUAUUAGAUGAAAUUAAUUUAGCACCAGCUGAAAUGCUAGAUUCACUAAGUGGUCUAUUAGAUUCGGAAUAUGGUAGUCUUGUUUUGACAGAACGUGGUGACACUGAACCAUUGAAACGUCAUUCCGAUUUUCAUUUAUUCGCUGCAAUGAAUCCAGCUACUGAUGUUGGUAAACGUGAAUUACCUGUUGGAUUGCGUAAUCGUUUCACAGAAUUCUAUAUUCCUGAAUUAGAUCCUGGUAUUGAUGUGAAUAAAUCGGAAACAUUAAUGAUGGUGAAUUUAGAUUCUACACGUCAUUUGGAAAUGUUACGCUCAAAUAAUUGUGAAGAUUUAAUUAUUUUAGCUCGUUCUUAUCUAAUUGCAUUAAAUCCAACUCCAUCACAAUUAUCAACUAUUGUACGUUUGUAUUCAGCAUUAAGACAAGCUGCUCUGGAAGGUUUAGUGGAUGGUGUAGGUCAAAGGCCACAUUUUAGUCUUCGAACAUUGUGUCGAGCUUUGAUUGAAGCUGGUCGUGGUUAUCAUGGAAGUAUUUUACGUUCCUUGUAUGAAGGUUUACUUUUCAGUUUCGGUUCACAAAUCUGUCGAACAUCACGUCCAAUUUUAGAUAAUUUAAUUCAACGUUAUUUAUGCACUGGUUGGAAUAAAGAUUUGUCAUCUUUAAUACAUUUACUGAACACACCAUUGCCUAUACCUCAAUUAAACAAUGUUCUAGUUAGUAUUAAUGAUAACGCUAAAAAUUCAACUAAUCAAUGUUCCACAGAUUAUUUUGUCAAUGUUGAAGGAUAUUGGUUACCGAAAGGUUCACAACAACCAAUAUCGAUUGAGAAUAAAGAUGAAUUACCUGGGAAUUAUAUUUUAACACCAAGUGUUCAAUUGAAUUUAAAAGAUUUAGCACGUGUUGUCUCUGCAGGUGGUGGUCUUCCAGUUUUAUUACAAGGUGAAACAUCUGUUGGUAAAACAUCACUUAUAACAUAUUUAGCUAAACGUGUUGGUCAAGUCUGUUUUCGUAUUAAUAAUCAUGAACAUACAGAUCAACAAACCUAUUUAGGAACAUAUACAGUUGCAUCAGCUGCAUGUACAACAACCACAAAUACUGAUAAUCAUGAUAAAACAUUGAAUAAAACAUGUACACCGCUAGUUUUCAAAGAUGGUCUAUUAGUAAAAGCUAUGCGUCACGGUUAUUGGAUAAUAUUAGAUGAAUUGAAUUUAGCACCAACAGAAAUAUUGGAAGCUUUAAAUAGGGUUUUAGAUGACAAUCGUUCUGUAUUUAUCACUGAAACACAAGAAACAGUGAAAGCACAUCCACAUUUUCGAUUAUUUGCUACACAAAAUCCACCAGGUCUUUAUGCUGGUCGAAAGAUGCUUUCACGUGCAUUGCGUAAUCGUUUCAUUGAAUUGCAUUUUGAUACAAUACCUCGUGAUGAAUUGGUAAUCAUUUUAGAGAAAAAGUGUUUACUACCGUCUAGCAGGGCACAACGUCUUGUUGAAGUAAUGCAUCGUCUUCAGCUUGCUCGUUGUAGUUCAAAUUUAUUUCAAGGUAAAGAUAGUUUUAUUACACUGCGUGAUUUAUUCCGUUGGGCUGAACGUUAUCGAUUAGCUACAUGUGAUAAAUUGACAAUGAAACAAACUACUACUACGACUACUACUACUACUAAUCAGAAAAUCACUGAACCACAAACCGUCUUUUUCGAUUGGGAUGCAUAUCUCGCUGAUCAAGGUUAUUUAUUAUUAGCUGGUCGUGUACGUAAUCCAGCAGAAGUGCAAAUUGUUGCCGAUGUUAUUGAAAGUGUUUUUAAACGUAAAGUCACUGAAUCACGAUUAUUUGAUUUCAAUGAAAGUACAUCACCGGUUGUUUAUGAAUUUCUACAACCUGUUCUAUCCAAUGAAAAAAUUCAUUCUAUUACUGGUGGUGAUGAUGAUGAUGAUAACUUUAAGCAUAUUGUUUGGACAAAAGAUUUACGACGUUUAUUAGUUCUUAUUGGUAAUGCAUUGAAAUAUGAAGAGCCAAUAUUAUUGGUUGGUGAAACAGGUUGUGGUAAAACAACAAUUUGUCAAUUGAUUGCUGCAUUGCAUAAUCAACGCUUGCAUUGUGUAAAUUGUCAUCAAUGCACUGAAGCUUCAGAUUUUCUAGGUGGACUACGUCCAGUUCGACAUUCAUCAGAAUCAAAUGAAGGCGAAUCCACUCAAAAUGAUUGUCGUCUAUUCGAAUGGAUUAAUGGUCCAUUAGUCACUGCCAUGUUAAAUGGUGAUCUAUUUCUAUUGGAUGAAAUUUCGCUAGCUGAUGAUGCCGUGCUGGAACGAUUGAAUAGUUUACUGGAACCGGAACGACAAUUACAUUUAACUGAAUGUACAGAAGAAUUUAUUAUCAUGGGGAAUAAUAAUCAUCAUGAUGACGUCGACGACGAAGGCACUGACGGUGGUACAUUAACGACACCAACCGCAACCACAACAACACAUACACAAUUGUUAACAGCUCAUCCUAAGUUUCGUUUUAUUGCUACAAUGAAUCCAGGUGGUGAUUAUGGUAAGAAAGAAUUAUCACCAGCAUUACGUAAUCGAUUCACUGAAAUUUGGUGUCCAUCACCAGCGAUAUUUAUGAGCAAUGACUUGCCUUUAUCGGGCUGCGGCGGCAACACCAGCACCAGCACCGCCACCACUACAUCAUUCAAUGAUUGUCAACAAAUUAUCAUGCAUAAUUUACAAUUGAAAAUGUCUAGUUAUUUUCAAGGACUGACUACUACUACUGUUGAUGAUGAUGAGUUUGUGCAAGAAUUUUCACAAAAAAUGAUGCAUUUUAUGCAUUGGUUUGCUUUGACACAAAAUGAUUAUAAAUUGAAUGGUUUCAAUGCAUUAUGUCAAAGACCACCACCAACUAUUCGUGAUAUAAUUGUUUGGAUUGAAUUUAUUCAAAGUGUCAUUACACCAUUACAUAAGAUGAAUUCAACUGCUAAACUAGAUUUAUUCAGUGCUUGUAUACAUGGUGCAUGUUUAGUCUUCUUGGAUGUGAUUGAUCAUGAUAGUGGGUGUAGCAGAAAAUCUAAAGAUGAUAAUCAUCAUUUCUAUUCGAAAGCAUUACGAUUUUUAAUUGAUCAAUUAUAUUCCAUAAAGAAUAAGGAUAUUUUAUUCAAACAAAUUCAAUUGUCAAUUCCAAAUUCCAGUAAUGAAAUGUAUGAUCGGUUUACAAAUGAUUUAGAUGAAAAAUUUAUAUUAGAGAAAAAUAAUGAAUUAUUUGGUUGUGAACCAUUUUUCAUAUCAACAGGUCCAUUUUUAAAUUCUUUCACAAAUACAAAUUUCAUUUUUGACGCUCCAACACCGGCAUCCAAUUUAAAACGUUUACUUAGAGCUAUGCAAUUACCUGGUAGAGCUUUACUGUUAGAAGGUAGUCCAGGUGUUGGAAAAACUACACUGGUUUUAGCUUUAGCUAAAGCAUCUGGUCAUAAAGUGAUACGUAUCAAUUUAUCUGAAGCAACUGAAGUUAGUGAUUUAUUUGGUUGUGAUCUUCCAGUGGAAGGUGCUGAAGCUGGUGUCUUCGCAUGGAAAUCUGGUCCAUUUUUACAAGGUCUAUGUGAAGGUCAUUGGAUUAUAUUAGAUGAAAUGAAUUUAGCUUCACAAUCUGUACUAGAAUCAUUAAAUGCUUGCUUAGAUCAUCGUGGUGAAAUAUUCAUACCGGAAUUAAAUGCUACAUUUCAUGUCAAUACACAAACUACACGUUUAUUUGCUUGUCAAAAUCCAUUACAUGAAGGUGGUGGUCGUAAAGGUUUGCCACGAUCAUUUUUAAAUCGUUUCACACAGGUUUAUAUGAAACCAUUGAGUAAAUCUGAUCAAGAAUUUAUAUUGAUUCAGUUAUAUCCUGAUAUACCAGUGAAUGUGAUUCAUUUAAUGGUUACUUUUAAUGAUUUGGUUAAUGAACAAAUUAACAUUCAACAUGAAUUCGGUAAUCAAGGUGGACCAUGGGAGUUUAAUUUACGUGAUUUAACUCGUUGGUGUGAUCUUUUAAUGAAAGGCAAAGAUUUUGAAGGUUUCAAUCCUGGUUUAUAUGUUCAUUUAUUGUAUACAGAUCGUAUGCGUACUAUACAAGAUAAACAAAAGAUGGUUAAUUUAUGGUCAACUGUAUGUAAUACAAUCUUGAAUAUGCCUGAAAUGUUCUAUUAUGAACCAUGUGGCGAUAUUCGUCUUUUUAAUAAAUCAACAAUGAUACAAUGUGGAUUGGCUAAUUUCAGUCAUCAUCAUCAGUCCAUCCAUAAUUCAAUGAUCAAUAAUCAUUUUGAACAUUUAAUCUUGAUGGAUUGUCAUCGAAGUGUAUUGGAGAGUUUUUUGAAAGUUAUUGAAAUGGGUUGGAUGGUUAUGUUGAAUGGUCCACCUGGAUGUGGCAAACGUACGCUAACUCAUUUAGCAUCAAUUCUACUGAAUCAAACUUUAUUAACAAUGUGUUUAUCACCUACAUCGGAUACAAUUGAAUUACUUGGUUCAUUGGAACAACGUGAAUCUGGUGGUUUAUUUGAAUGGAUUGAUAGUCCAUUAGUCAAGGGUAUUAUUCAUGGUUAUUGGGUACUGAUUGAAAAUGCACAAUUAUGCAGUCCUUCAGUACUUGAUCGUUUAAAUAGUCUUCUUGAACCAAACGGUGAAUUAUUACUUAGUGAACGUGGUCUCGAUGCAAAUGGUAAACUUGUCACAUUGAAAGCACAUCCUAAUUUUCGUUUAAUUUUAACUGUGGAUGAAUUGACCAGUGUUGGUGUCACUAGUUCCACCGGGAUAUCUCGUGCAAUGCGUAAUCGUGGCUUAGAAAUUUGUUUCACUGAGCCGAUUAUGCAAUCUCACAUUGAUUUAUUACGUGUAUUCACAUCGAUUCGCGUUCCUGAACACAUUAGUACACAUUUAAUACAAUUUCAUGCAUUUUAUGUUGAACUCUGUGAAAAUCCCGCAUUAUUCAUGGAAUUCCAUACCGAUUAUCAUGAUGAAAAAUUAAAAUUAUCAAGUCAUACUACUAACAAAUGUAAUAGUAGUAGUAGUACUACUACUACUGCAACACAACAAUAUUCCAUACAUUGUCAUCAAUUGAAAAAAAUUCCAAUUGGUGCUUUGAUUUCAGCUGGUUAUUUAGCUAAACAACUUUUACAAAAAGCAUACAGCAAUGAAACUGGACUUGAGAAUGAGGAGCAGGUGAAGAAAGGACAGGAAACACCGAAGACGGCGAAGAAUAAGAAGAAGGAGACUAAGAGAAGAAAAUUGCAAAAACUAACGAGUAGCGUGAAGGUGAACAAUGUUGAAGACAGCGGCGAUACUAUCACUGAAGGUAACGAUGAUGAUGAUGACGAUGGUAUGAAAAAGAGUGAAAUGAAUACAGAUGCAAUUUUGUUGCAUAUUUUACAAUUUACUUAUUGUCAACGUCAAAUGAAUGUCAAAUGUAUUGAGUUUGUCAAUCAUCUAAUUCAUUUCUAUGUGAAAAAUAUCACUGAUGAUCACCAUCCUCCUCUACAUCAACGCAUGACAUCAGUUCAACUACCAAAUUAUUAUUUACAACAUACUAUUAAAGAAAUUAUUCAACAAAAUCAAUCUGCACAAAAUUAUCGUCAUUCAUAUGUGAAUUUAAUAAAUUUAACAUUAAAACAAUAUUAUGACAAUAAACCAUUGAACAUUGAUAUGCGUUUAAUGAUUCAACGUAUUUUAUUUGAACAAGCUAAUUUAACUGAUAUACAAUUCUUAAUACAACCAGAUGAAUUAGGGAAAAUACUAAUUCCACUCAAUAGUGAAUCCAAUAUGAGUAGAAUGCCGCAAAUAUGCACUGAUUGGUCAGAUUGGCCUGAUCUACGUUGGACACCUGGAUGGAAACAUUUGAUUGGUUCAUUGGAUAUUGAAUCAGAUAAAUUGAUUAAUGAAUGGAAUAAAAAAUACUACUUAUUAUUAAUUCAUGAAUUAAUUCAAUCCACUGAACAAUACAUCAGUGAUUCGUCAUCAUUGUUUCAUAAAAAUCAAUCAUAUUCCUUAUCAAAAUCAUCUGAUCUCAGUCGAAUACCUGUAUUGAAAAUUAAUAAAUUGCAUAAGGAAACUAAUUUUCCAUCUGCUUGGUUAGAUAACUACUCCAAUUUAUCUAAUCUACAUGAAAAAUGGUUUGCAUAUUUAAUAAAUUUAGCCGAUCAAUACUCAACUAUUAUUCCGUCUGCACAAAAUUCCACUAAUUUCUUGUCAAUGUUAUAUACGGAAUGGAUUAGUAAAGCAUGGAUUUGGUUACGUUUAUUUGGUUCACGUGUACUAGGUGAUUCAUUUGAUUGGUUUGAACGUUUCACAUUUUAUAAUCAAUAUAUUGUCGAUGUUAAUCAUAAUAGUAAUAGUGAUAGUCAGUAUUUAACAUUACCGAAUUUGACUAUGAUUUCGCGGUAUAUUCAAACAAAAUCACCUUUAUUCAAUGUGAUCAAUGAUCGACGAGUACAAUUGAAUUGUAUCUCAGUGGAUUGGUUACAAUUUGGUCAAGUGAUUAAUGAAUUUUUGUCAAGAUUCCAUGCAGAAUUACUGUCGACUAGAAUUGAUGAUGUUGGAGACGGCAAGAUGGAUGAUGUCGAAGCUGAUGAGGAGGAGGAUGAUACUGAUGCGAUUGAUUGUAAUAAUAAUUACAGGGAUGAUGACAAUUCUGAUGUUGAUGAUGACGUCACCAACAUGAUGAAAUUUUAUUGUUUAUGGCCAUGGACAAUGAUUUUAUUGUCGAAAUUGGUGGAAAUCAAUUUAGAUGCUGAUGAUGACGAUGAUGUUAGUAACCAUCAAAACUCUGCUGAAUCUAUACGAAUUUACAUACGUACCAAUUUGUUGACAUUGAAUCGACCGCAAUUACUGGCUUGUUUAUCAAUGACAAGUCAGUGUUUUUUUAAAAAUCGAAAUUUUACUGAACAACUACGUGUUGCGCAACAGUUGUUUCAAGAAUUCAAUAUCUCUUCAAUCGAUAAUGAUAAUAAUAGCAUUACUAAUAAUGAUAAUAUUGCCUCGAUGUUUUUAACAUUUGCAUUGAAAAAGUUAGAUUGGAAUCUUGCAAACCAGUUGUUGAAUUAUCAUUCAAUAAAUCAACCGGAUAUUUUAGGUGAAUGGCGUUCAAUAAGUCAUGCACUUGUUCAUAUCACAUGGCCAAUGUUAUAUGAUUAUGGUAAUUAUGCAUAUGCCGGGAAAUUAUCCAUAUCUCAAUGGCGUUAUCGUCAAGAAAUUUUACAAAAAGCUAAUCAUUUAUUAUAUCUCAGUCCAAACAAACAUAAAACAAUCAAUCAGCGUAGUAGUAGUAGCAAUAGUAAUAGUAGUAGUACGGAUGAAUUAUUACAAUCUAAUAAGUUCCAUUUAAUCGUACAACAAACUUACAAUAUUCUACAUGGAAUCUAUCAAGCUGUCAAUUCAACAAAGUCAUCUGUCAAUUUACAAAAUCAUAAUAAUACAAAUGACGAUCCACCACUUCAUCAUUCUAUCACUUCAAUUGAUGCUAAUCUACCAGAAUUACUUGAUUGGAUUCAUACAAUUUUCAAGCCAUUUUUAACUUCAUUCAAAUUAUCUAUAACUAAGGAUCAAUCAACAAUGACAGAUUGGUAUCGUAUUUUGUGUUUAAUUGAAUUAUUGAUUACUAAUUUGGAACAACUAUCUUCAUCAUCGUCAUCAUCUUCAUCGUCAUCAUCAGUAGUAUCUCAUGAACAAACCAAUCACUGUGUUGAUAAAAAUAAUGAGAUUGAUGAUGUUGUUAUACGUUCGAAAUUGAUGCUAUCUAAUUGUUGGCUUAUAAUUGGUUGUUUAUAUAUUCGUUGUCAUUGUCCAUAUAGUCCAUUGGAUCCGUAUAUUGUUGUACAAGUUGAAGAAGAAGCUGUCAGAUAUGAGAUGAAAUCCAUUACUAAUGAAUUAGAAUUUCGUGAAAAUAUGCAAAAAAUUGCCACCGGUUCAUCGAAUCAUCAUCAUUCAUUAUUAUUACCACCUUUGAUUCAUACAAAUCCAUUAGAUAUCAAUGGACAUGUAGAUUGUGGCCUAUUACAUCCAUGGUUAGGCGUACUUGUUAAUCGACAACAAUAUCUUGUACAAAAAGCUGACACGUUGAAACAACAAUUAGGAGGUGACAGCGUUUGUUUAGCAGCUGUUACACGUCAAAAUUCUAAUUUUGAAUAUGUUGAAAUUCGUCGACGUAUUACAUCAUUUAUUACUGAUUUUACUGAAGAUUACCUCUUGGUACAUUGUUCCUUUGCUGAUAUUAAGAACAAUAAUAAUAGUUACGAUAUUGAAACUAUUAAACAGUCAAUUGAUUUACAAAAAAUUCAUCAUUGGAUUGAAAUGACAUCACAGCUUGGUGAUUGGUUAACUGUACCGAAACGUUUAAAUACUUAUGCUGAUAUUAUUACACCAUUUUUGUACGGAUUAUUUUAUAUCUAUCGAGGUCUACGUAUUCUAUUCCAUGAGAUAAUUGUACAAACAAAUUCAUUGAAUCUCACCAUAUCUUCAAUGAUAACAAAUUUAGUAACUAGUCUAUUGCCAAACACACUGAAUCAAUCGCAUCCCAAUUUCCGACCGAUUCAUAUCAAUAAUCAUGGUCAGUGUUUAUCUCGACCAAUAUCACUUGCAUUAGAAUUAGUCAAUGGUGGUAAAUCAAGACGUUUCAUUGAACAAUUAAUGAAUACCAUAAAACAAUCGACUUUAUUGUCUUCGACUAAUAAUAAUAGUAGCACAGUGGAUGUUUUGCUGCAUAAAACACAAGAAAUACAAUUUCGAAUCAGUUCAUUCAUAUUGAAUUUGUUAUGGUUACAUCAUGCCGAGAAUAAUACUAAUAAUAAUAAUAUUAACGGUACUCAUCAUCAUCCAUCUUCUUAUGGGAAUAAAACUAAUCAUCAAUUAAUUGGUCGUAUAUUAAAUUCCAUUCUCCUACCAUUACAUUAUCAUUGGAAACAAAUUGAACACGAACGUAAACAACUUGCUCAAUUCCGUGCUAGUUUAUUCUUAGAAGCUGAUCGUCGUAAACAAUUAGCACGUAAUAAUUUACAAGGAAUAAAUCAGCACAAAAAACAUCAUGAACGAUCAACAUCCCCAGAUGUAUUGGUUGAUCCUUUAUUAAAUGAGGAGAUUGAUUGGCGUUUACGAUUUACUGAAAUUGGUUCAUUGAAUGCUUUCAAAGAAUUGGGUGUCAAUCAUCAUUUCGGUGUACAAAUUUGUGAAAAUUAUGAAAAAGAAAAAGAAAUUCAACAGACUGUUGUUAAAUUAGAAGCAAUCGAUAAUUGGUUGAAAAGUGCAUUGAACAACAAUUCUGGGAAAUAUUGGAUCCCUGAAGAAAAUGAACUCAUUUAUUUUAUAAAUCGUUUAGUUUAUUUAUUAUUAUCAAUAAAUUUUAAUUCAACAUCAUCACUACCAAUGAAUAAACAACAUUAUUCUCCUCAAUCAGUAAUUGAUAUAAGUAGUAUAUUCUCAUGGCAUUGGCAUACAGUUCUGUAUGGUUUCAAUUUAGCUAGUUGGUUAUUAAUUGAAUCGAAAUUAAGUUUAGAUCCCAAUAUUGAUCAGUUGACCAGUUUGCCUUAUAUCGGUAUCACUGCUUAUAUGGGCCAAUAUGAUAUACGAGCUAAUCCUAUAUUACCAAUCAAUAAUUCAUUGAAAUCUUCUUCGACAACCUCUCUCACUUUUCAUUAUAAUACAAAAUCACAUUGUUACAAUGUUUAUCGUGAUCCAAUUCCAUUGGAAGAGGCUGAGAAACUCAAUGUCAUAAUGAGAAAAUUGGAGAAACGAAUUAAACAUAUCCUUGUUGAAUGGCCUGGUCAACCGAGUUUAUUACGUCUACUGGUUCUAAUUCAUCGUAUUGAAUCUUUCACUGUAUCGGAUCCAUUGAUAAAAUUUGUUACUGGCAUUGAAAUGCUUUGGCAAGUAAUACAAGAAUGGGAACGUGAUGCAGCUAAACAUGUUUCACUUAUCGAAUCAAAUAAAGAUGUAUGCGAUCUAUUAGUGAGUUGGCGUAAAAUGGAAUUAAGUUACUGGUUAGCUACAUUAGAUUCAGCUGAAAUACAAAUUAGUAAUCGUUGCGUUACAUUAUGGUUUCAUUUAUAUGAUUUAUUUCUACGUCCUGGUAGUUAUAGUCAGCAAUUAAAAUCUUCCAAUCCUAUCAUUAAACCAUCAUCAUCAUGUAAAGUAGGCAGUUUAAAAAAUCCCUCUAAUGCUGCGCUUGACGGUGGCGGUGAUCAUGCUGAUCAUGCGAAUAAUGAACGAUUACAAUUGGAAAUCGAUCGAUUCGAUGCCUUGAUUGAUUUAUUUGAAAAAGGACCAAUUGGUGAAUUUCGAUCACGUUGGAAAUUAGUUGCAUCAAUUUAUGCUGCAUUAAAUAUAUGGCCUGGUUUAAAUGAAACAGAACGUGCUUCAUCUAAACGUAUUGUUGGUAAUGCAGUAUGGUUUUAUGCACAAUUUCUACCAUGUAUCACUGAAGAAUUGAAUAAUUUACGACAUCCAAUUGAAAAAGAAUUAAAGGGUCUUGUGAAUAUCACUAAAUGGGGUCAUUAUUCACGUUUCUGGUCAGUUAAAACUACUGUAGAUCGUUGUAAAAAAUCAAUUCAUAAACAUGUUAAAAAUUGGGAAUCUAUUCUACAACGACCAGUUCGUCCAUUAUUUGAAAAUGCUAUUAAAAUGUCAAAUUAUGUUAAAUUAAUACCUCAUCAUAACAACAACAGUGAUACUACUACUACUACUGAUCGUUUAUAUUCAAAUUCAUUAUUCAAUUGUGAAGAAUUGUUAAAUUUACCAAUGAUAUUAAAAUAUUGUUCAUUUAAUAAAUCAUUUACUUAUUUAAAACAAAUCUAUGGUGAUUUUAAUGAGCAUCACCAAUCUGAUUGUAUAAUACAUUUAAAACGUUUACCAUCCAUUAUAAAAUGCUUGCAUAAACAUCUUUCUAACAUUAUUCAUGAAUCACCAAUUAUUGAAUGGAUAAACUCUCUGCAAUCUGGUCUACAUAAAUGGAUUGAUUAUGUGCAUGAAUUAGCUAGACAAACUGAUCGAUUAAACGCUACUUGUCCUAAUCAUAAUCAACUUGCUAAAUUACAUCACUCCAAAUUGGCUAAAACUAAAUUGUCGAAACGAAAUAAUCGAAAAACUGGAAAUGAUUAUGAUGGGGAGGAAGUCGAUGUGGAUGGUGAUGAAGAGGAAUUGAAGAAAACACGUCAAUGGUAUCAAGAGUUUACCGCGUUGCAACAACGUAAACGUUUAGCAUUAACGGAUUGGUUAAAAAUUGCCAUGUUGAAACGGUCAUCAAAUGUUGAUAAUAAUCAACUAUCGGAUAUAUCGAAUUCAACAGUACAAUCAACAGAUUCAUUGAAUCCCAUUGAAUUAAUGAAUGGUCAUGACGAUGAUGAUGAUGAUGAUGAGGCUGGAGAAGAGAACAUUGAAUCUUUUUCUUCAAAUCUUGAUCCUAAUUCUAAUCGCAAUAACAAUGACGAUGAAGAUUGUUUAUUGGACACAUUGAAUUUACCAAAUCUUGGUUUAUCUUAUCGUCGUGGACAACGACAAACACAAACUGGUCAUAUGAAUCAAUUUCUUGUUCAGUUAAAUGGUGAUCCAUGGAGUUAUGUCAAUCAAUUUAUCGAUCAAAAUGUCAAUAUGAUCAAUACCGAUUCUGAAGAAUAUUUCCUACAUAGUGUAUGCAAUCGUCUAGCUCGAUUAAUUGCAUUACGUUCUAGUCUACCAAGUGUUCCUGGUGGACGAUCAACUGAUGGUAGUGAUGUUGACGCGAAUACAAGUCAAGCAAUCUUGCAUGAAAUUGGUGGACCAAAUAAUUUCACUCGAUUAAUUGGCUUAAUGAAUGAUUUAUUAAAUCAAUGUACUGUUGAAUUUAAAGUAUGCAGUGAAUACACAGCAAAUUGUCAUAAAAUCAAUCAGUUAAUUAAAGAAUAUGCAAAUAGUUUCAAUGUUCCAACCAUGAUGAUGACGUUAUCUAAUAAUGAUCAACAGUCGAUGAAUGAGGAUAAAGAAAUUGUUCCAUGUUAUAUAAGUUAUGCUUUGGAUUCGAGUAGAUUAAAAGGAAUUCGUAUAUCAACUCAAAAUUUAGAUCAAAUUAUACGUGAACAUUUAUAUCAAUGGAAUAUAUUUUGGAUAGUUUUUCAAAAACAAACUAUAAAUGAACCAUUCAACAUGUCAAAAUUAUCAUGUCUAUUCGGUUCAGAGAAUUGGUCAUGGUUAUUAACAAGUAAACAAUCCGAUCUGUCAACAUGGAUGAUGGAAAAUGCCAAACAAUUGAUGGGUAUCACUGAACCAUAUAUGGAACCAUUGAAAUCAGCGUUCACCAAUAUACUAACACAUACAUCAUACAUUAAUCAGUUGAAUACAUUCCUAUGGAAUCAUGCUUUACAUGAAGCUUAUGAAAAGUUGUCAUCAUGCAUGUUACAUUUACACGAGGUGUUGAAUUCUCUAUUGAAUUCAUAUAAAAAAUGUCAUUGUGUUGUAUUAUUUAAUUCUGUAUUUGAAUUAUUAAAACAACAGAUCAAUGUUGAAUGGGAUAAAAUUCAAGCGGAAUUAAACGCUAUAUCCUGUAAUAGGAUUAUUGAUGGUGGUAAGGAUCCAUUAAUCUUUUACGCAACUAAUGAUAAUACUACUGAUAAUAACAAUUUGAGUAGUAUAAAUAGUAACACUAAAAGACCAGAUGUGAAAUUUGAACAAUUAACCAAUCGGUGUAUUCAUUCCAUACUGAAAACUAUUGAAAUUCUACAUAGUUUAGAUCAAAUCUCUGAUAAAAAUGAUCAAUUAACUUUAUUACAUCAUUAUUCCAGAAGGAUUUCAACGUUGUUAUUAUCAUCGAAAUUACCUCAACUAUAUCGAUGUCUAUGGAAUAUGCGUUGUUGUAUUAUGUUACAACAGUCGAAUUCUUCUUUAUGCCCCCCAAAUGAUGAUCAUUAUGUGAUUGUACAAUCAAGGCUAAUUAUUAUUCAAUGUAUCUAUCCAUUAAUGAAUGGUUUAUCUAAAGCAUUACAUAUACGUUGUAUACAAUUUUGGCAUUUAUUAAAUUCAUGGUUAAAAUUAGGUGAAUUUGCUAUGCAAAUUACCGGACGUAUUAUCACGGAAGGAUUUUGUCGUCCAGUUAAUUUGGCUAGAGAUAAUCAACUCACAACGAAUGGUCAGAAUGAUAACUCUUCAAGAUCGGGUACUGAUGAUGGCCAGUCGACAGGUGCAGAUGAUUCUAGCGGCGGUACAAGUUUAACAUCGACUACAAACAAUGCAUUAGGUGCUAAAGAUGUGAGCAAUGAAAUAGAAUGUCAUGAACAAAUUGAAGGUUUGUUGAAUGAUCGUAAACAGCAACAACAACAACAAGCACAUGAUAAUCAACAAACACCCGAGGACGUGGAAGGUAUUGAAAUGCCAGAUGAUGAUUUCCAAGGUCAAUAUGAUGAUCCUAAUAUGGAGAAUUGUGAUGUUGAUCAGGAAGAGGAUGCAGAACAAAUGGAACAAGAGAAUUUUGAUGAUAAAAUGGGUGAUUUAGAUGAUGGACAGACGAAUAAUCAUGAAGAUUUAGCUAAAGAAAUGUGGGCAUCUGAAAAAAAGGGGGGCGAAUUUGAAAGAGGCGAUGAACAUACUACUGAAAAUUCUGAAAAUAUUCAAGUAUUUCCUUAUCAUGGAAGUGGUACACAAGAUUUAAAUACUAAUGAUACUGAUCAAACAAAUGCUUUCGGUGGAGAUGAACUGAACAAUCCACAAGAGGAUGAUAAAACGGACAUCAAUAAUAAUAAUAAUAUCGAUUCUAUUGAUGAUGCUGAUCACAAUCCUCCGCCUGCACAAUAUGGCAAUCAAUCGAAUCAAGGAAAUAGUUUCGGUGAAAAAUAUACAACUUCAUUUAGCGAGUCUAAUACUACUACUACUACUACUUGUGAAAUGAAUUCACAACAACAACCACAACAACACAGUCAACAGGCGCGGAAAAAGAAUCCCAACAAUUCUGGUCCAAAACCAACAUCAAACAAUAGAAGUUUAUCGAAUCAACAAAAAUCAAUAACUAAGGGCGAAACUGUUGAAGUAGACAUGGAGCAUUCAACCAACCAACCAGAACAACAACAACAACCUGACUCCAUGUUAAAUAAUCAACAUUCGGAAUUAUUUCAACAUUUACCAAAUUCUGAAAAUUUAACAAAUGAUGCUGAUGUGAAUGAUUUUCCAUGUGUUCGUGAUUCAGCUACAUUAGAUCAAGCUGAACAACAACAGCGACAACAACAGCUGAACCAAUCUACAACCGGUGAUGGUGAUGCAGAGAUGCAGAAUGAUAUUGGAUUAGAACAGGACAAUGAGGGUGGUGAUGAUGAGAACGAGAAUGGAAAAGUGCCAACAUCUGAAUUAGAGCAAACUGAUACUCCAAUAAAUGUAUUACCAUCUCAACAAAAUCAACAAUGUAAACCUUUUAAAAAAGGCAAUCAAGUACCCGGUUCCACUGAAACAAUGGAAUCGGAUCCAACAGCAGAGUCGGUGUUAACUUCAAGCGCACAAAGACCACCGGAAUCAAUUAGUUGUACACGAACUGAAGUUUUGCUUCAACCAAUUGAUGUCAAUAUGUCGACAGAGAUGUCAACAAAUAUAGAAAUUUUAGAAAAUAAAUUUACCGAAACAACACUUGAAAAUUGUCUUGAUUGGUCAUUUUAUUGUCAACGAUCAAGUAGUUUAUCACGUCAGUUAUGUGAAGCACUUCGUUUAGUAUUGGAACCAACUAAAGCUUCACGUUUACGUGGGGAUUAUCGUACUGGAAAACGUAUUAAUAUGAGAAAGAUUAUACCAUAUUUAGCAAGUCAUUUUCGUAAAGAUAAAAUUUGGUUACGUCGUGCACAACCAAGUCAACGUGAAUAUCGUAUUCUAAUUGCUGUGGAUGAUUCAUCAUCAAUGUCUGAAAAUCUUUGUAAACAAAUGACAUUUGAAUCAUUGACAACAGUAAUUACAGCAUUGAAUCUAUUAGAAGUUGGUCGAAUUGGUGUUUGCAGUUUCGGUGAAUCUGUACGUGUACUGCAUGAUUUAAAAGAUCCAUGGCAAACAGAUGCUGGUCCACGUGUAUUAAGUCAAUUCACUUUUGAACAAUCGAAAACAUCACUUGUUCAACUAUUGAAAUCUACUAUUCAUUUGAUGAAUUCAACUGGUUACAUGAAUUCUACGAGUAAUACUACUAUUCCUAGUCAAUUAUUACUUAUUCUAUCGGAUGGUGUCUUCUCAGAAGAUCCACAAAGUCCAUCACUACAAGCCGCUGUUCGAUUGGCACGUGAUUCUCACAUUUUCCCUGUUUGUCUUAUUCUAGAUGAUGUUCGAAAAAAACAUUCCAUAUUUGAUCUUCGACGUUAUUGUGGUUCGGGUAAACUACAACCAUACAUGGAUGUAUUUCCGUUGCCAUAUUAUUUAGUGUUGAGAGAUUUAGCCAAUCUACCAAAUCUACUUGCUGAUGCUUUAAGACAAUGGUUUGAAUUGGAAUCAUCAUUUGGACGUUAACAUGUGCGUAGGUGUGUGUACGUGCGUAAGUGUGGGUGUGUGUGCAGAGUCGAACUCCAAUGACUCCUUUAGUGCCACUUGCACGCCUUUCUUGUCUGUACAAAUUUGUACAAAAUAACUAACUCUCUGUGUGUGUUUUUUCGACUGUCAUUUGAUUUGUACAAAGGAAAAAUUCAUAACACAGAUUACUUUACUCUUAUUACUUGUAUGCAUUAAAUUUAAAUUAUUUUUUGACCUUUUUUUGUGUGAGAGAGACAGAAAGACAGAUAAUACAAUACAAAUGAAAAUGUGUACAAAUAAAUGACUAAUUUUACGUAUAUUAAAUGGA